This is a messenger RNA of Paramecium tetraurelia, 1063 nucleotides long. RefSeq lists its product as uncharacterized. The transcript has 4 exons. Gene Ontology annotation, cellular component: chaperonin-containing T-complex. Lineage: Eukaryota; Ciliophora; Oligohymenophorea; Peniculida; Parameciidae. The record is from RefSeq and is a predicted model, not a curated record. Gene Ontology annotation, biological process: protein folding. Gene Ontology annotation, molecular function: ATP-dependent protein folding chaperone; ATP binding.
AUGCAUAUGUAACAUAAGAUGGGAGCAGAAACAGAAUUGAUUAGAGGAUUAGUGUUGGAUCAUGGAGCAAAGACAUCCAGAUAUGCCAAAGUUUGUAAAGAAAUGUUAUAUCUUAAAUUUGAAUGUCUCAUUGGAAUACGAGAAGACUGAAGUUCACAGCGGAUUCUUCUAUAAUACAGCUGAAGACAGAGAGAAAUUAGCUAGAUCUGAAAGAAAAUUGACAGAUGACAAAUGUCAAUAAAUUAUUGAUUUCAAGAGAAAGGUUUGUGAGAAGAAUGGCUAUGGAUUUGCAGUUAUCAAUUAAAAAGGAAUUGAUCCGGUCUGUUUAGAAAUGUUUGCCAAAGAAGGCAUUGUCGGUAUCAGAAGAGCAAAAAAGAGAAAUAUGGAAAGAAUUGCAAAGGCCUGUGGUGGUAAUUCAGUCAAUGCAGUUGAAGAUAUGUCAGAAAGUGACCUCGGAUACUGUGAAGUGUUAAGAGAGUAUACCUUAGGAGAAGAGAAAUAUACAUUUAUUGAAGGAGUGUAAAAUCCUACAUCAUGCACAAUUUUAAUUAGAGGACCAAAUGAACAUACUAUUGCCUAAAUCAAGGAUGCUAUUAGAGAUGGAUUAAGAGCUGUUAAAAAUGCUGUUGAAGAUAAGUGUGUUAUUCCUGGAGCUGGUGCCUUUGAAAUUGCCACCAGUGUUCAUCUUUAAAAGUUUAAGGAUUCUGUUGCUGGAAAGGCUAAAUUGGGAGUCUAAGCAUUUGCUGAAUCAUUAUUAGUUAUUCCAAAAGCCCUUGCAGAGAAUUGUGGAUAUGAUGUUUAAGAAACACUCCUUUUGGUUACUGAUGAAUUCAUUAAAAAUAAUAUUCCUGUUGGUGUCAAUGUUAAUGAACAAGGCUUCAUUGCUCCCAUUGCUAAUGGCAUUUUCGAUAAUUAUUGUUCUAAAAGAUCAUGGUUGAACAUUGCUCCUACAUUGGCUUAAUAAUUAUUAUUGGUUGAUGAGAUUAUGAGAGCAGGAAAGUAAGCAGGUGGUGCUCAAUAAUGAAAGAAUGAUAUUGUUAUGUUAAAUUAUUAAAAAAUUAAG